Messenger RNA from Arabis nemorensis, 828 nucleotides. Lineage: Eukaryota; Viridiplantae; Streptophyta; Magnoliopsida; Brassicales; Brassicaceae. The record is from the annotation of a GenBank genome assembly.
AUGAAUGACCAACAACACGAUUUUCGCAAAUAUCGACCAGAUUCGCAGGCAUGGCAAGACUUCCACGCCCGUCACUCCUCGGGAAAGUUCUUCAAGGAAAGAAGGUAUCUCUUGAAGGAAUUUCCUGAGUUAGUUUCCUGUGGAGAGAAUUCCAAACUCUUGGAAGUCGGUUGUGGUAAUGGGAGUUCUGUGCUUCCGAUUUUGCGCGGAUGCAAGAACAUUACCGUAUAUGCUUGCGAUUGUAGCAGUGAGGCUCUUGUUAGGACUAAAGAAAACAUUGAUCGCACUAUUGGUACACUUGAUAACUUCCAUUCAUUCUGUUGUGACUUUUCAAGGUCUGAAUUCCCAAAUUGGGUGGCAUGUCAUCAUUGUCGAGACAACUUUAAGCUUAAGCAACAUUCAGGAGGGAGUGAAGGCAUGCAGGUGAACUACAAAUGUUCAUUAAAUGAACAUUGCAUCGGUGGGGUGGAUUUUGUCACUCUGAUUUUUACAUUGUCGGCAGUGCCUAAAGAAUGGAUGCCGAGAGCUAUAAAGGAAUGCUUUUCUGUGCUGAAACCUGGUGGUUUGCUCCUGUUCAGAGACUAUGGAUUAUUUGACAUGACUAUGCUGCGGUUUGAGCCAGAGAAACUUAUAGGGUUCAGGGAAUACCUGCGGUCAGAUGGAACACUUUCCUAUUUCUUUUGUCUCGACACUGUCAGAAGACUGUUUACAGAUGCUGGUUUCAUUGAGGAUGAGCUUGAAAAUUGUUGUGUCAAAGCACUAAACCGGAGAAAGGGUAAGAACAUGUACCGAGUUUGGGUUCAUGGGAAAUUCCAAAAGCCCUUUUAA